This is a messenger RNA of Erythranthe guttata (spotted monkey flower), 1896 nucleotides long. RefSeq names its product pectinesterase. Gene Ontology annotation, molecular function: enzyme inhibitor activity; pectinesterase activity. Gene Ontology annotation, biological process: cell wall modification. The record is from RefSeq and is a predicted model, not a curated record. Lineage: Eukaryota; Viridiplantae; Streptophyta; Magnoliopsida; Lamiales; Phrymaceae.
CAAUCGUCUUCUCCACUCUAAAAACCUUAAUCAAUGGAGUCCACCAGUACGAUCAAGAAGCUAACAAAAACCCACACACUAAUCAUCAAGCUCGUCGCGUUUCUCGCCGUCGCCGCCGUUUUCAUUUCACUAUUCCUCAUAAACUCAUCGAACCACCACCGCCGCCGCCGCCCAUUACCAACAACGCCGCCUUCUCCCCUGCAAUCAUUCAUCAAGAAAUCCUGCUCAGAAACCCUAUACCCCUCUCUCUGCCACACAACCCUCUCCCCAUUAAUCCCCACCUCCAUGAACAACAACAACUCCACCACCUUCCAGAACAUUCUCCAAUUCGCCAUCAAUCGAACCGCCGGCCACGUGAAGAACACCCAAACCCGCAUCUCCGCCAAUUUCAAAACCCAAGAUCUCACCUCGCCGGAGAAGAACGCCCUCAAAGACUGCAUGGAGAUGCUCGAUCAAACCCUGUACGAACUCGAACAAGCCCUAAUCCAAUUGGGCGGCGGUUCUUCUCCUCCUCCGACAACAGGCUACAAUCUCCGCCGGUCGUACGGUAACAUCAAAACCCUCUUGAGCGCCGCCAUGACGAAUGAGAACACUUGCAUUAAUGGGUUCUCCGAUUUGGAAGAACUUGAUUUGGUCGGUGGGGGUAGAAACCCCCAAAAGGGUACUCACAGAGAACACCUUCAGAAUCUGCUGACCCCAAUUUCACACAUGAUCAGCAAUACCUUGGCAUUGAUCAAGCGCGUGGAGAAUAUUAACCGCAAAAGGGUGCACCGAAUUAUCAAGAACACGGAAUCGAAGGCCGUGAUCGACCCGAACUACGUGAGGAUUGUUCGUCGGAGAAAGAAGCACGCGGCGGCAGUGAAGAGGAGGAGGAAUAAUAUUCCACGGCCCGACUCGAUUGUCGCCUGGGACGGAAGUGGCGACUGCACGAGCAUCGCGAAGGCAAUUGCAAAGGCGCCAAAUAUGAGCGCGAAAACGUACACGAUCAAAAUAAAAUCCGGGGUUUAUAAAGAAAGUGUAUUGAUUCCGAGGGAGAAGAUCAAUAUCAUGUUGGUCGGAGACGGGAUGAAUUCGACGAUAAUCACGGGGUCCAAAAACUUCGUAGAUGGUUUCUCCACUUUCCAGUCGGCCACAUUAACUGUGGUGGGAGACAAGUUCUUGGCUCGGGAUUUAACAAUAAGAAACACCGCAGCACCAGAGAAGCACCAAGCGGUGGCUCUAAGGGUGACUUCAAACGCGGCGUUUUACCGAUGUGGGAUAAUUUCACAUCAAGACACACUAUACGCUCACUCGCUUCGUCAGUUCUACCACGAAUGCACUAUCCAAGGCACAAUAGAUUUCAUAUUCGGAAACGCAGCUGCAGUAUUCCAAAACUGCAAGAUUCUCGUCCGAAGACCGGUGAAGGGACAGAGGAACAUGAUCACAGCUCAAGGGAGAGAGGAUCCGAACCAGAACACGGGUAUUAGUUUACAGAAUUGCACGAUCGAGGCUGCAGAGGAAUUCGAUCUUGGGCAGAGGAAGCAUUUUUCGACUUAUUUGGGGAGGCCGUGGAGGAACUAUUCGAGGACCGUUGUGGUGAACAGUUACUUGGGGGAUUUGAUACACCCGCGAGGGUGGUUCGAGUGGGAUCGGUACAGUAGUUUGGGUACAGUUGAGUACAUUGAGUAUAGGAAUUCUGGGCCCGGAGCGGAUACGAGGCGGAGGAUUUCGUGGGGAGGGUAUAGAAAGAACUGCAGUGAAGAUGUGGUGAAGCAGUUUAGAGCUGAGGAGUUCUUGCAUGGAGGAGAUGAUUGGUUGGAUUCAACUGUGAUCCCACUCUUUGGUGGUUCAUAAUUGAUUUUUAGGAAAAGAGGUUUUGAUUAGGGUUUUUUAGGAUUACUGCACAUAAAUUGAGAA